GUUAUCUCUGAUUUUCCCUACGUGGAAAAUCUUUUUCGUUGUGAGCGCACUGCUCCGCAUCGCAGCCUACGGUUGUUGGCUGUUGGUGCCUUUAGCCAUAGUCUUGGUGACUUUGAUAUGCCCAGUGUUUUUCAUUCAUUUUUGCCCGUUGCUGUGGCAGCGACAUAUAGAUAUCGCUCGUAAUGUUUGAUAUAGAUGCGUUUGUGUCGUCUCCGACAUUGGAGGCGUUAUUGACUGCUACACGCGAUGAUCUUGUCCGAGUCGCUGGCCACUACAAGCUGGAAGUUCGUGGUUCUCCCGGUAAAGCCGAACUUCAGGAGAAGCUCACUGCGGACUUGCGUGGACUUGGAGUGUUGGGAGAUGCGAGCCCUGAUGCACCCGAAGCUGGUAAGACUAUUCCUUCUCCUGGCCCUACUUCUACAAAAACUGCUUUAGAGUGGAAACGUUUAGAACUUCGUGAAAAGGAACUUGAUUGGGAACGUGAGAAAAAUGUGUUGGAGGCUGAUAGGCAGAAUCUUAGAGACCAUGAUCGAAGAGAACAGGAGUUGCGUUUGAAAGAUAUGGAAUACACACAGGCGUUACGUCUUAAAGAGAUGGAGUUGAAGGCCCGUGAGUCUGGUGUACUAUUAAGGCCAGACCACUUUGAUGUAACCCGAAACAUUCGUGUUGUUCCUCCUUUCAGAGAAGAUGAGGUGGAUAAGUUCUUUGCGCACUUUGAGCGUGUUGCAACUACGCUUAAAUGGCCCAAGGAAGCUUGGCCCAUGACUCUCCAAUGUGUCUUUGUAGGUAAGGCGCAGGAGGCUUACUCCUCGUUAAGCCUCGAAGACGCAGCGGACUAUGAGAAGGUGAAACAAGCUGUCUUGCUUAUUUACGCGCUCGUGCCUGAAGCUUAUAGACAGAAGUUUCGGAGUUAUCGUAAGCCUGAAUCCCUCGCAUAUGUUGAGUUUGUUAGAGGGAAAGAAAUGCUCUUUGAUCGUUGGCUAGGCUCUCAAGAAGUGACAUCAUUCCAAGCUCUUCGUGAUCUAAUGGUUCUUGAGGAUUUUAAAAACUGUCUGCCACAAUCAGUCGCUACUCAUAUAAGUGAGCAUAAAGAUUUGACUCUGUGAAAGACACUAAACGUGACAACAUUUUCGCACCAUUCAUAUUGGGUGGAUUCGUGCUUUGUCUGGUGAGCCUGGUGCGCGCGUUCCGAUCAAAAUAUUGCGCAACACGGGUGCAUCACAGAGCUUUAUUUUGCAAAAUGUGUUGCCUUUUAG
Messenger RNA from Clupea harengus (Atlantic herring), 1256 nucleotides. RefSeq lists its product as uncharacterized. The coding region runs from base 183 to 1106 and encodes 307 amino acids. The transcript is spliced from 2 exons. NCBI's taxonomy places the organism in Eukaryota, Metazoa, Chordata, Actinopteri, Clupeiformes, Clupeidae. The record is from RefSeq and is a predicted model, not a curated record.